Messenger RNA from Salvia miltiorrhiza (redroot sage), 1244 nucleotides. RefSeq names its product F-box/kelch-repeat protein At3g23880-like. Lineage: Eukaryota; Viridiplantae; Streptophyta; Magnoliopsida; Lamiales; Lamiaceae. The transcript has 2 exons. Gene Ontology annotation, molecular function: protein binding. The record is from RefSeq and is a predicted model, not a curated record. Bases 64 to 1167 code for a protein of 367 amino acids.
GUUUAUGAUCUGGUCACAGAAGAAAAAGCGAAGAAGGUUCUUUCUUAUGUUGAGAAUAGUGCUAUGCUGCCGAAUCAUGCAAAAAUCCCACAAAAUGCUGAAGAAUCCGUCCUAGAAAUUUCUCAAAACCCUCAAAAAUCGAUAUCACCGCGGGUGGAGAUCCAUAAAGAAAUCACCGAAGAAAUACUGUCAAGACUGCCGGUGAAAUCAAUCCUAAGAUUCAGGUGUGUUUCGACAUCAUGGCGAUCUCUGAUCGACAGCAAACGAUUCAUCAAAACCCACCUUCAAAAUUCGGCAAGAAACCCUAGUUUAGCCCACCACAAGGUUUUGUUUCACAAUAAAUCUAUCUAUAAAAAAGUGCCAACGCUGAUGCGACGGCCUGUACUCGAUAGCUCAGAAGAUCAAGCUCUAGAAUUGGAAUUCCCAAUCGAUUUUCAUUGUAUUGUGGGUUGCUGCAAUGGACUGGUUUGCCUUGUAGGGUAUAAACAGUUUGUGUUGUGGAACCCAUCUACCGGAAUCUCCAAGAAAUUGCCUCCUUACUUUGACGACUACAAGACGAGGUCCAUAUGUUACAACAGUUGUGGGUUCGGUUGGGAUGAGUCGAGUGGCGAUUACAAGGUUUUUGCGACUGCGACUAUGAGUGCCAGGGCUAUAGCUAAGAUGUAUAGCUUGAAGCGUGAUUCAUGGAAGGAAGUGAAGGGUUGGGAUUCAUGGAAGACUCCUGAUUGGUGUACAACAAUAUGGGAAAUGGGGGUUUUAGCAAGUGGGAGUCUCCAUUGGGAGAGGUAUUAUAGACGAGGCGUGUAUGCAUUCGACUUGAAGAGAGAGGUGUUGGGGGCGGUGGAGUUGCCGGAGAGCCGGGAGGGCCGCUGGUGGGAGGGUAUUGGGGUGAUCGGAGAAUGCCUUUCGCUAUACAACGGGUGUGAGGAUUCGAGUUAUUUGGAGAUUUGGAUGAAGAAGGAGUCUUGGGAGAAAGUGGUGGUUCUUGAUCAGAAAUGUAAUCCUCUCCAUAUUUCUCCGGCCUUGGCUCCUUUCUGGGGUGGUGGGUUUUUGUUGAUCAAGAUUGGGAAUUUCUUGGUUUUUGAUGGGAAAGGGUUUAGGAAGGUGGUUUCGUUGAAAGAUUCCAAUGUCUACAUUGAAAGUUUAGUCUCACCAUUAGAGGCCUAGUUUCUUGUUGAUUUUGUAUUAAUGGCUGAGGCCAAAUAUUUCUUUUUUUUUUAGGGGACACUAUGCAAUUUCUUUGU